Messenger RNA from Paramecium pentaurelia, 2213 nucleotides. The record is from the annotation of a GenBank genome assembly. NCBI's taxonomy places the organism in Eukaryota, Ciliophora, Oligohymenophorea, Peniculida, Parameciidae.
AUGCUUCAAUAAUUCUUGAAUAUGGGAUUUACUUAAUAAUAGAUAGUCAAAGCUUAACAAAUAUGCAAAUAAUAUAGAAACUUAGAGAUAUUAGAUGUGCUUCUAAAAAAUGUUUAGUCUCCAAUAAAAGAAUAAUAACAAUCCCAAUCCUAGAUUUUGAGAGAAUUGUCAUUUGAUGUUUUGACUCCUGAUUAGAGAUUGCGAUAAAAGGGAAGACCUGUAGGAUUGAAAAAUUUAGCUAAUGGUUUUUGUGAUAUUUAUGUUAGUUUGUUAUUUGAAUUCUCUGAUAUAGACAUAUUUUCAUAAUCCAAUUUUUGUGAAAGAGAUAUUGAGCUUUAAAUAUCCAGUUUAAUUGAAUUUUGAGGAUCUAUUAAAUAAGAAUGAAGCAAAAGCAAAGAGAAUAAAGUCAUCAAUUGAUUUAGUUGUACAUUUGUAGAGGUUUCAAUAAUAAUAAUUUUAGACUAUUUGCUUACUUAGUUCAUACAGAUAGAAAGUAUGUAGAUCCAUAUAGAGUAUUCUUAAAUGUGGUAGAUGAAUUUGGUAAUAGAUUUUAAUUGGGUGAUUAAAAAGAUUGGGCGGAGUUCAAUUUAUAAUUUAUAACAUGUAUUGAUGAAGGAUUAAAAUAUCAUGAGAAUAAAAUAAUGGAUGCUGAAAUGUAUAAUGAAAAUGGUGAAUAACAUGAAUCAGAUUAGUAUCAUAAUAAAUCAGGAAUUAUACAAACUAGAUCUAUGAUAUUAUUGGAUGAGAAUAAAACUAAAUUAAUAGAAUAAUAACCAUUACAAUCAUAACCUUAAAAUUAAACUAUAAUUAAUAGAUUAUUCUUUGGAAAAAUUAAAGAAUAUAUUACACAUCCAAAUUAAAGAAAUUAAAGUGAAGAAUAAGAAUAAAUAUUUUUAUAGAUUAUUUUAAAUGUUAAAAAUAAGAGUUUAUAUUAAGCUUGGGAAGCAAAUAAUUCAUUUUCAAUAGAAGGAUAUCGUAAUGGAAGUGAAGUAAUUGAAUUAGCUGAAAAAACUAUUUGGAUUACUUAAGUACCUGAUUCUUUGUUAUUCUAAAUUUAAAGAGUAGGAUAUGAUCCAGAGAGAGGAUUAAUAAAAUUAAAUGAUGAAUUUAGAUUUGAAAAAGAGAUUUAUGCUGAUAGAUUUCUUUUAGAAAAUAGAUAGAAGGUUAUUGAAACAUAAUAAUAAUUAAAUGAACUUAAAAUUUAAUAAGCAGAAUUAUUAUUUCAAAUGGAUAAAUAUUAAAAUUAUGGAGGGAUUUCAAUGUUAACUAUCUUAAAUACAGCUACUAAAUAUGUAAAAGAAGUAAAACCAAAUGAUGAAAUAAUGCAAUAAAGAAUUGAAUAAUGUAGAUUAAGUAUACAAUUAAUUUUAUAGAAAUUUCAAUUAUAAUUGGAUUAAAUUAAUUAGAAGAUUGAAGAUUUAUAUGCUAUAAUGAAAAAAUAUAAGUAUUUUCUUUAAAGUAUUUUAAUCCAUGAAGGUGCAGCAGAAUCUGGUCAUUAUUAUACUUAUAUCUAUAAUCCAUCAUUAAAAUUAUGGUUUAAAUUUAAUGAUAUCAAUGUUACUUAAGUAAGUGAAGAAAAAGUAUUACGUGAUUCUUAUGGAGAUGGUAAAUCAAAAACUAAUGCAUAUUGUUUAAUUUAUUAACGUGCUGAUCAUUUUGAUCCACAAUCUUAUUCAGAUUAUACAAAUAAUUCUGUUUAUGCUCAAUAUAUUCAAUAGAAUCUCUAUGAAGAAGUUACUAAUGAUAACAAAAAGUUUUCUAUUGAAUAAUAAGAAUAUGAACUUGUAGAAUUGGGAGAUUUAGUUGUUGAAAUCUAUAAUGUAUAAUUUCAAUAAGUUAAUGAAAUGGCUAGAAAAUUUAAAUAUAGAAAUGGUAAUCCACUUAACAAUUUUCCAACCUAUUUACGUACUCUCUUAGAUCAAAUGAAUGACUUAGUUAAAUGGAGUAUUUUAGAUUAUGCUAUCAGAGAAGCAUCACAAGGCAAAAGAACUUUGAAAGAUUAUUAAGAAUAAAUGAUCUUUCAAUAAAGGUAUAUAUAUCUAUUAUUAUAUAUUCAUCCUAGAAUCAAAUACAAUUUUGAAUAAUUGAGUCAUUUCAAAGUACCAUCCAAAUACGAAGUUGACAAACAAACCAUUAAACAUCUUCAGUAUUACUAUCUGUAAUAUAUUUCAUCACUCAGAAUCACUGCAAUACAAUAAUUUUAGCAUAUUUGA